CCGCUCUUUACCCUUACCCACCUUCCUCCCAGACAUGGCUCACAUUAGCUAUGCCCUUACUUUACAUACAUGACACGUAAUCACGUGACUAGCCGCCCUCCCCCUCGGGCCUCCCAGUACCGCUUGACAGGUUCCUGGGGACGCAGAGUUAUGACGUAGCAUACCGUCAGGUCUCGCUCUACUUUCUCCAAUGUGGCCACUACCACGGGCCCCUUACUGUGAGUGACACAGAGUUGGGGAGGGCGAGAGGGAGGCGGAGCCUGGGUGUGACGUGCUGACAGACGGGGAGCAGGGGGCGGAGCCUGGCGGAGGAUUUCUCUCAGGAGCCAGUUUGCUGUGAUGACGUCACACCCAGUUACCAUAUCGGCGUCCGUGACAACAUAUUCCAGGUAUGGAGCCGGGCGGUGAGAGAGAGGGCGAAUAGAAUGUGUGUAUGAGUAUCAGUGUAUCUGGCAGUGUUUGGACGGAAGGAUUUAUCCAGAACUGGCCCGCUGCCCUCUUCAACUCCUAUACACCCAUUUAGUUCAGUGCACCCAUAGUCUCUAAAGCAGGGCUGCCCAAAAGGUAGAUCCCCAGAUGUUUUGAAAACUACAACUCCCUUGAUGCUUUGCAGGCUUAUGGCGUGCAAAGCAUCAUGGGAGUUGUAGUUCUGCAACUUCUGGGGAAUCUACCUUUUGGACAGCCCUGCUCUAAAGCUUGACAUCUAAAACUUCACCAUUGGAUCCUACAGCUAGCAAGUAAACUUAUUUCAGCCCAGAUACUGAACUACAGAGCUUUUACAAUCAUGGGCAAGGACAGCAAAUUUUUAUCAAGGUUGCAACCAAUAAUUUUUUAGAUAUGUUAUUUUUCUUAUAGUGUAUUAUAAGUUUUAAUAUUUAUUCGAUACGUUUUAAACAAACACAAACUCAAGUGUGUGAGAAGAUUUUGUAGUCUUUAUGUCAGUUCUCCCUAUGGGCCAAUGCAGUAAAUAAUCCCCUUUAUUGUUUGUUGAUAUAUUUGAACACCAGGAAAUAAGGAGAGUAUAAUGUGGCUGUAAAUCCACCUGCCUUGUGUCCUGAUGAACACUUGGGAUCACGUUUUGACAGCAUUACUUGCUUAAAGAAACACUCCAAGCAUCGAAACCACUAAGGCAUGCUGACACGAGUACUACUGUUUUAGUACGUUUACAACUUCUCAGUGAAGAGGAGCUUCCUUUAGAUCUCCUGAGCCAAACCCUACAAUGCCGGCUAGUCCAUUGGCUGAGAGGGCUAGCCUCGAUGAUCUCAGCCAAGGAGGAGGGAGCAUGGUCACCUGUGCUGCAAGGGAGAAAGGCUAUGUAACGGCCAUCGGGGCACUAUAGCAUUAGGAAUAUACAUUUGUAUUCUAGGCGCUACGGUGUUCGUUUAAUAUUGGAUAGGUUUUGUGAAGUAAGUUUUGUAAAUAAAUUACUCAUAGUCCCAUUUAUCUUUUAUGUUACAGCAAAAUGGCCAAACUGACACUGUGCAAGCCAACUGAAUUAUACAACAUUCUGAAUCAAGCUACAAAAUUUUCAAGGCUAGCAGAACCCAAUUAUUUGUGCCUUCUAGGUAAGUACUGCUUGCCAUCAAUAUUGGUCAAUGUCAGAUUUACAAGACAUCAUGCACAUGAUAAAGAUAUUCAGGUGUGGGUGGCCCGACCAUCAUGACGGUCAGAUACAGCUUGUGAGUGCUCCUCCACAAUCCAAUGCAAUCUGACAUUAUACUCUCUUAGGGCACUCUCUUCCAGCUUUCAUUGGGACGUACCCACCGUCUGUUAUCAGCGGAGUGCCUAGGUUUGGGCCCAUGAAGUGCUGGCUGCCAGCUAUUCACGAAGCACCAAGUGAGGCAUAGCGGGGCCAUCCGGUGGGAGAGGUGGUCACUCUCCUGCUCCGCGCAGCACAGCCUCGGUGCAGAGACCUUCUGCGGCCCUGCUUCCCCCCCUCUGGACUGGGGUGGUCAUCCUGGUCCCCACUGGACCAACAUACUUACCAUCCUUGCUGCCUAUCAACCCUACUGUGUGGAAUCAGCCAAGAUGGCGGAUGCAUCCUUGCAUCAUGGGCAGGACCCGAAACAGACCCUGCAUGGCUCAGUUGCGGGCUCUAUCCAGAGGUUGGAGGAAAUCUUUGCAUACCUCUGGGCUAAGCUGGAAUCAAAACUCGCCGCAACUCCACACCUGCCCCCAGAAGAUGAGCAAAUAGAAGAAGAGCAUGAAGAUUUAGGGCCUACUCUGGGCACAGCGACUCUGCAAGCAUCUUUCGUUAAUCAUACUUGCCCACCCAGGCUGCGGACCCCAAAGGGUUGUACACUGAAGCAUCGUCCACACAAGAAAAAGACCAUCACCACCAAAGUCUCCUGCUAUUCCCUUAAAGGGAUGGACUAGGCCCUAUGUAUCCCCCAAGUCCUGUUUGGGGGGGAGGGGGGGAAAUGCAGCAUUCUCUACAUAUCAUGUUACAUGGUCAUCAUCUUCCUUGUCUUACUCAAUACUGUGUGACAUGUUUAUUUAAAUCUAUGUGUUACUUUUCUGCAUGGCAAAAAAAAAAGAAUUAAAAAAUAAAUAUUCAGGUUUGAUAAAGUUCCUAGGAGAUUGCUAAAUAAUUUUGCCCUUUUGCUAUAUCACAGGGUUGGAGGAGUUCCCCUUCUUUUUUGUCAAUCUUUCUUUUAUUGUGACAUUUGAUUCUCAUUACUGGAUAAAACAAAACAUAUGUGUCAGCAUCGUUUGUAAUACACGCCCAGGAAAGACUGCCACAUUUUCAUGUUAUAUAAACAGGUUAAUACAGGCUGGGUUUAACUAGUGCUUUAAAUUAAGGAGAAAAAAACCAAACAAAAAACGGAUGCUGCACUUUCCACCGGAUGUACCUAGUAAAGUAAACAUGCUAUGUACAAUAUAUGGUGCAAGCUGCAUAAGUAUAACUAAUGUGAGGAGUCACGGUGGAGUCAACAGGCUUGUAAAAUAAUGAAAAAAUGCGUAUGCUAUGCUGUUCACCAGAGAUACAUAAUAAAGUAAACAUGCUAUUUAUGAUAUGGUGCAAGCUGGAGUAGUAUAACUAAUGCGAGGGGUCACGGUGGAACCAACAGGCUUGUAUCAUUAAACAUAUAUGCCUAUUCAAAUGUGUGGAAGUAGGCUUGCAAAGGUGGUAAGAACUAGAAUGAGCAUACAUAGUUCAGCUACGUUAGUUUGAAUGUCAGGCUUAUUGCAACCUUAGGACACACUUGGUCCGCUAUCUGCGUGGCAUUGAGGAAGCUGAAAGCAACAUCCAGAAAUUGAAUUUAGGAAGACAUGUGUGACAUGGUACAGUUCUGAUGUAGGUCAUAUGAGGUAAAGUUCUGCUUCAUGUGGUGGCCUUGGCAUAUGGGUUUGCGGGUGGCCUCCAGGGUACAAACUCUGGGGCAUUUGCAGUGUAUCUUCCGUGUGGGCGCGUAUGUCCUGCUGGUUGCAUCACCGGAGCCAGUGGAUCUGUGGGGAGAUAAACCCAGUGUCCUCUUGCAUGUCGUGGAUUACAUGCUUGGUGCCUCCCUUGUCUAUGGUGAGGGUGCGGCCUGGUCCCCAGCGGUAUCGGAUUUGUUGGAGGCGCAGGAGGGCCGUGAAUGGGUUCAUGGAUCUCCUCUACACCAGUGUCCCGCCCGAGAGGUCCGCGUAGAAGGAGAGGGUCAUCCCUUCAAAGGGGUAUGUGGGCAGACCUCUAGUAGCUUUCAGGACCGCCUUUUUGUCCCUGGAUGACUGGAACUGGAGAAUUAGAUCCCCUGGUGCGGCAGGUGGGGCUUUCGCUGAUCACGGUAUGCGAAAUAGUCCCUCCAGGACAGUUGCUUUCGCUGCCCUUGGGGUUAACAGCUCUGUUAGUAGUCUCCUGAUGAAAUGUGGGAGUUCAGCCUCUGGAACGGAGUCGGCGACUCCCCUGAGCUUUAGGUUGUUUCAGCUGUUCUUGUCUUCUUGGGCGGCGAGUUGUUGCUCGUGUUGCCAGGAUUUUUGCUGCAGGUCUCGGAUCGCUGUUUAAAGGUCCGCGAUCUGGUUAGUGUGCCUGGUUGAGGUGGCCUCUACUGCUGCCAGCCUGUUAGUAAUGCCUUUAAUUUCCUCUCUAAGCAGGGCCACGUCGGCCAUAAGCUCCCCAUAAGCUGCGCCCGUGGUGGUGGCGGGAUCAGCAUGGCCAUCUUCAUCUGACGACCCAUCCGUGAAGUCUGAGCAGCCUCCAUGCAGGGACGCCAGCUUGGCUCCUGCUACAUUGUGCGCCUGCCCCCAUAGUUCCCCAAUAUCCAUACCCUGGCGGGGUUUGGCGGGUUUCGCCUUCUUGUUUUUGCGGCCCAUUCGGACCGUGGGAUUCUCAGGGUCGUCCCGGGGUAAAUUUGGCUUGGGUUUAAGUGCCGAAAAUAGUGCUUAAUCGGCUCGCUAGUCUGGAGCUCCACUGCCAUGUGACCGUCCGCUUCAAGCGCUAAGCUCCGCCUCCCGGAGUUCCCCUUCUGUCACCAAGAUGUGAGCAUAUAUGACUCUAAGCUACCAUGCUGUCUACCUAACCCAGCAUCUAAAUGAUCUCAAAAGUGACAGGUUUUUGUGGUUAAAGACAAAUGCUUUGUGAAAAAGAUUGCAUUGGAAUUUCACUGAAGAUAUCAGUCAAAAGAGGGAUUAAUAAUAUAACGUUAUUUAAAAGCAUUGUCCUUUUUAAUAUUUGCAUAUUUUGCAAAGACCCACCCAAAAUGACAUAUUUCCUACAUGUUCACUACGAUGUUUACAAGAUCACUACAAUGUUUACCUGGGCUGGGUGGGGGAAGGUAGUUAUACGUAUCUAACCCCUUGCUACUUGGCAACACCAUCUUGUUAUCAGUCCAUGUCUUCAGCUCCUUAUUUUUUUUAUUUUUCCCAGCUUUUAUGUUGUACUUUGACACACAGACGACAAGUUUUUUUCAGCAUUCCAAGUGCAAUCAGUUUCCUAAAUAGGUGCCUUAAACAAUUGUUUUUGAAUUCAAAAAUAAUUCAAAGUAAAUCUUAAAUUAUAGACUACAGUAUACAAGUUGGAAAAAAUAGUCUGUUAUGUUUCCAGUUUGGCUAUUUUUGUAAUUAAAUUAUUUAACACAUACAAGUUUAAAUGCAAGGUUAAUGUAAACAAGGAUAAAGUUGUAUAUGCAUACCAAUAGUAUAUGAGAAAACAUGCAUCAAGAAACAAAUGUCCAACACAAGAUGUGGCCUAAAGGUAUUUUGGCCUAAACUUUACUCUUACGCUAAAGCGGCAUGGUCACCGUCUGGGAACCUUGCAGAAUUUCCAAAGACCUCCGACUGUGACAUUGCAGCUAGUGGUCCAGUGGCCCGGGUGGAGGGGGGCAGGGAAAGGUGAGCUCUACUUACCUGAACCUUUCCUUCAUGGAUUCCACCAUCUUCCUCCAGCAGGUCCUCUUCACAGCCUGGAACUUCAGCACCAAGAGUUGACAUCACUGCUUGAGUACAGCAUUAAGGUCUAUGGAGGAUCCCUCCAUAGUUAGAGCCAAUUCCCUGUAGCCGUCACUGGUGACCGCUUUUGGGAUUGUCACUGUAGCUCCACCCAGUCUCUGAGAAAGUCAAGCAUAGGAAAAAUACAUAAGACAAAGUUGUCCCUAGACACAAUAUAUUCUUAACCUUUGGGUAUAGUUGACAAUAUACUUUUUUUUAUCAUAUACCUGUGGAUGAUACCUAUUUUUUGCCCCCUUGUAUGCAAUAACACAUUAUAAUUUUUUUUUUUUCUGCAGUAAAUUUUGAUGAGUGCGAUAUUAAUUUUUUUUUUUUUUUUUGCGAUUUAUAUUUAUAAACUACAGUUAACUAUGACUUAUCUACUUGUAGAUGCACGAUCUAAGCGAGAGUACAAUGAGGGUCAUAUUAUAACAGCACGGAGAACCAAGAAGGUAAAAAUGUGUGAUAUUUUAUAACAAGUAUAUAUAUACAUGUUUCUCUGUAACAUACAAACGUUUUUAUGAACUGAUCAGAAGAAACAUGAUUGCUGUCACAAAAUAAAAAGGGCAUUGCUAUCUUUUCUGAAUUGUUCAAAUAUUUACCGUAUAUACUCGUGUAUAAGUCGAUCUCAUGUAUAAGUCGAGUGCAGUUUUGUGACCAACAAUUGUGAAAUAUGCUAUGCCUCGUGGAUAAGUCGAGGGUAAAACUUGGGGCUAUGAAAUUCUGUGAUUUUUAUAAUUAUAUACACACACACUCUUACAAACACACACUCUGCAUUUUAUAUAUACACACACACACUCAUACAAACAUACACUCUGCAUUAUAUAUACACACACACUCAUACAAACACACACUCUCCAUUAUAUAUACACACACACUCAUACAAACACACACUCUCCAUUAUAUACACACACUCUGUGUCAAAGAGGUGGGGGGAGGGCGUUUUUAUUAUUUUAAAAAAAUUUUUUUAAUAUAUUUUUUUAUUAUUUAAAAAAAAAAAUUGUCCCCCCUCCCUGCUUGUUAACUGGUCAGGGAGGGGGCUAUCUUAAUCCCUGGUGGUCCAGUGGCAUGGGCUGUGAAGUGGGGGGGCCGGCAGGAAGCAUUUACUUACCUUUCCUGCAGCUCCCUUCUCCUCCGUUCCGGUCAGCUCCACUGUAAGUCUUUUUCCGGUCUGGUUGCCGCGCGGAUAGUUGCCAUGGCUCUGACAGCCGCGGCUCUCUAAGUUGCCCUAAUACAGACAGUGACUCGAGUAUAAGUCGAGUGGGGGUUUUUAAGCACAAAAAAUGUGCUGAAAAACUAGACUUAUACUCGAGUAUAUACUGUAGUUGUUUCAAACUCACCUGUCAGUUGUCACAUUCAAAAUACACAUUAUUAACCCCUUAAGGACCAAACUUCUGGAAUAAAAGGGAAUCAUGACAUGUCACACAUGUCAUGUGUCCUUAAGGGGUUAAACAAGCAGAAAUUGAGAGGAAGGGUCUUUUCUGUAAGGUACAAUUAACAUACGAGAUACUAUAAGGACAUUUAUUUAUUUUUUACAAAAAAAGAGAAAUUCCCAAGGAUUCCAUCAAAGGGACAGUGCCUGGCCAGUGGCAGGGGCUAAUUAAUGACCACCUCCAUCAAAUUCUUGUAGUCAUAUUGUAUAAAUGAAUCUGAAUAUCUGCCUCUGUGUUGUAUAAGUGUGUCUGUCUGUGGGUUUUCGGUAUCUGUGUUUGGGCAAAUGUUUAUGAAUUUGUUUAUGUGUGGGUAUAGAUGUAUGUGUCCAUUUUCUAAGCUAAAAUGUGACACAAAAUCCAGUAGUGCCCCCUCCCAAAUUCAGGCUCAAACAUCCCCUCAGAAAAGUAUUGAAUUAAUGAUUCCCUACGGGGAUUCAUGUGAUCGCAUUUUACUCGAUCAGCACAGAGGAAGCACCUCUAGUGACUGCCAUACUGACAGCCACUAGAGGAGUACUUAACCCUGCAAUAUAAACAUUGCAGUUUCUCAUAAAGACACUUCACCCAGGCUACUUCAUUGAGAUGAAGUUGUCUAGGUGACAAUAGUGUUCCUUUAACUCUAAUGCAACCGAGAGUUUUAUAGCUUUUUGCCUGCUUGUCUGAAUUUCAGUGGAUUCCUUUUUAAAAAGCAAGUGAUUGUAUUCACUAGACUUGCCUGUCUCUAAACAGGAUCGGGUUGAAAUUUAGUAUUUCUUCAAUAUUUGGUUUAAAACCAAUCAUUUUUUGCAUGGAAAUUCUGUGUAAGAUAUAGAAUUUGCACAUUUACUAGACACUAAACGGAGCUCUUACAGUUAUAAUGAUUGAGUUUAAACCAGAUUUGGUUUUAAUAACUAUAAGACUUGGGAAUCUGUUCAUUUUCAUAGAAUUUUGUCCAUUCUUACAAAUGUGUGUGCUUAGCAAAUAAUCUUAAAAUAAUCAUUUAGUUCUAAGAUGCUAAGCAAAGUCACUUUCACUUCCUACAGGAUCAAUAUGAUAAAAACUUCAUGUUUCCAGAGUCUACAGAGCUGGACUGCUUCACAUAUUUUAUAGUGUAUGACGGACACACAAAUUCUUUGGAUGAAGAAGGUAAAAGUCUUAAAUACAUUUCUCCAACUGUGAGAGAAUUAAAGAAAUGUUUUGAAGCACAUUUGUUUGUUUUUUUUCUUUGUUUUUUUUUUCUUUAAAAGCAGUUUAACUCGCCCGAAGCUACGGGGAUUUUGGAGAUCCGUGGAGGAUCUGUUAAGACAGACGUUCGAUAGGCCCCUAAAAAUGGAUCCGUGGAUAUACUUGUUGAAUAGAUCUGUGGACGGGUGGACCAAAAGGGAACAGAAAUUAGUACACAAGAUUACUUUGUGUGCACGCCGAGCAAUUGCGACAGCGUGGCUCACACCUGAGGGCCCAGAAUUCACAGGGGUUAUUUCCAGAAUCAAAGAUUGUAGAAUUAUGGACGAUCUAAUGGCAAGGGUGAGAGGGACCAUCACGACAUUCCAAAAAACGUGGGAACCAUGGGACAAUAGUAUAGUGGGCUCGAGUAGAGACUGAGGGCCUCCCACAUAUGGGAAUGAGCCUAAGAUAUAAACAUCCUUAUUGAAUGUGACUUGAUUGUCAACGAAGUUGAUGUAAACUCGCUGUGUCUAUUGAGCAAAAAUAAAGAAUUGAAAAAAAAAGCAGUUUAACUCACGUCCUCAGCAAAGUUGUAAAUCCAUUGCCAUCAUAAAACAACAUUACAAGAGCAGUAAAGUCAGUGUUUUAUUUUCAAUUUUCUGUGAUAUUUUAAGUGAUCUUUGAAUUAACAUGGUUAUUUACUAAAGGGAGAAUUGGCGGGAAUUCAAAGUGAGAACAGAAUUGAAGAAUUUUUCUAAUUCAGUUACUUUGGCCUAAAUUUAGAAAUCCACUUUGAAUUCACAGCAAUUCUCAAUGUAGUGAAUAACCCAGUUAAUAUGUGUUUGCUUUAUUGUCCAGUUAUGAGUGGUAAACAUUAUCUACAUACAUUACCUAUGACAAAUGGAUUCCUUUUGGAUCCAUCAGAACUGUAUUUAUGCUUAUGGCAUUAGAAAAUCUAGGGUACCAUGUUAUAAAAAGGGUGAAAUACUCAUAUGGACUGUGUUGGAAUUUCACUGAAAUUACAGCCCAGUUCAGAGAUAUACUCAUACGAAGUAGGGACUACUUUAUCUCUGUAUAUUUCCUACACCUGACACCUAGACACUGGGCAGAGCUACUGCCGUCUAGAAAUGUCAGUCCCUCAGCUGUCACCAGUGCUGGCUGCAGGGAAUUGGCUUUAUCUAUCGAGGAUAUCGCGGUCUCCUCCAUAUACCGCAAUGCUGUGCUCUCACGCAUGCACGAGAGUUCAGCAUUGACGUCGGCUCCUCUGUUAUGCCAGGAGCUGAAGAGGACCCGCCGGGUGAAGACGACAGCGCUCAUUUUAGCAUGCUUAUAUAGUAACAUAAAGCAGAUCCCUUGUUUAAUGACCAUGUUUCCUUACCAGGUCCAGCUAUUGAAUGUGCCAGGGUCAUGGCCCAGGUCUGCCGUCUACCAGUCAUGGUGCUCAAAGGGGGCUAUGAAUUAUUUUCUGCUCAUUACCACUUCUUUAGGUCUCAGAAAGUGUUUUGGAUGCCUCAGGUAAGGAAAACAUUUUUGUCCAAUAAUAAUAAAAUAUCAGAAAAUAGUAGCUUUAACAAAAAAUAAAAUAAAUUGUGAUUAACUUAAAUAAUGCUUAUUGUGUUAGUUGAAGACAUAUUAAAACUUUAUAUAGUUUUAAUGGUUAUUGAGAACAUAUAUAUUGGGAAGAUACGCACAAAGAUAUUCUUUCCAAAACAUAGAAUAUACAAAUAUUUAAUAUAGCUCAAUACAUUUGAAUUAAAAAAAAUAAAAUUUAUCAUAUAUAAAGGUUAUCCUGUUAAAUUUCCUGAAUUUCCUGUUCAUUUUUAUAUGCAUUUACUAAAAGGAUUUGUAGUCAUAAAUAAUAUUCUAAAGCUACUACAUUUUUUGAGAGUCCAAUUCAGCAAAUAGGACGAGUGACCUGGCCAUUCACUUAAUCUUUCAUUAUUGGAUGGCUGUGCCAUGGAUACAAAUUGAGUCUAUUUUAUAUUAUUUAAUUGUGGUGCUUAUUUAUUAUUUGUUAGUAGCCAUCAAUAAGUAUAUAUAACUAUAAGAGUUUGAAUAUUACUUUGUUAUAUUGAUUGCAGUCUAACCAUUUUCAUAGUGUAUUGCAGAUUUUGAUUUUUUUUCUUCUUUGCCAUAGGUUUCUUUGUGGGAUAGUUGUAGAGAUAGAAGGGUGGUUUUGCUCAGUGUUAAGUUGUCUUAAUAUACCAUUGAAUGCUAAAACACCUAGUAACUUUAUCAUUAUCAUUUUUCCUGUUAACAACAGAUCCAAAGAUAUCUGCUUGUCCAUAGAAAUAUUGAACAUACUUUAUAAAAACACAAUUCACUCAGUAUUCUAGACUGUAGAGGAUAUUCUACAAUAUGUGCUCUCUCUCACAUUUACAGGAAAUAGAUGACUUUAAGCCACAUCCAGUUGAGAUAAUACCGUGUUUUUUAUACCUCGGUGAUGCUCGGCAUGGAAAUGACCUUCAUAUUCUAAAAGAUCUCAAGAUUAAAUCCCAAAUCAAGGUUUCUAUGAACCCAGUAAAUGUGUAAGUGCAAAUCUUCACAGAUCAUGUCUAGAAUAAUAUACAGAAUAAUAUACAGGGUGCGCCAGAAAGAUAUAAUGGACCACAAAAAGCUAACUAAACAGUGAAUAAAAAAAAUUAAAAGUCCAAUAAAAAUACCAAAGGUAACUAGUCCUAAAGACACAAUAUGUCUUUAAAUGUUCAUGCGAAAUCCUUGAUACAUCUCAAUUCAGCAACAGCAUAGGAAAGAAAGCAGAUGUUCUUACCUGAGGUGGGAGUCUGUAGCGCAGAUAUGUUGCUCACCCUUGCAGAUAGACACAGUCCAAAGUGACCAGAUAAGAAGCCACCUGGACUGUGAAUCUGUGCAUGGGGGCUGUGCAGGAAAGGUGAUUCCAAUGCAGUACCGACAAGAACAAAAACAGCAGGAUAGUCAAGGGAUAACAGAAGGCAAAGGAUGCCAGAGGUCAGGAUUAACAAAGUGUAGCCAAAGUCAAGGGAUGCCAGAGAUCAGGAUAAACAAAGACAGAAGCCAGGGUCAAUAUGGAGUAAAAGUUAAAGAGACUGGAACACAGGAACUGAACACAACAACAGGAUCAAAGACUUGAUAUUGUUCCCAGGGCGAAGCAGUGCUUAUAUACCCAGAUGAUAACUGAUCAAUCUCAAUUGAAGCACAGCCAUAGACAAUGUCCUACAAACAACACUGAGGUAUAAGAAUUCCAACUCACAUAUCAUAGAGCUAUUCCCAGCUCUAGGUAAAACAGCGUGUAGUGGUAUAAAAUCUCCACUUGCAGAAUAUCUCUCUGCUGGUUGUUGCAUUGUAGAUCAUAUGCAAUAAAAGAAGAUAGUGUUUUACAUACAGGCAAGUAUAAGUAGUAAUAGGAAAUAUACCUACAAUACACAGAGCAGACAAACUGCUCCAUGUGCCAGGCGUGGGUGGAAGAAACUUACCUUGGAUUCUUUUUAUGGUAAUUCUGGCACUUUUGAUGAUAAAAACACUGCCAGGUAUAAAGUAAAAUAUAAAAAAGUAUAAAAGCUAACCACUUUUAAUAAAGUAGUCAAAAAUACUUUUAUUAACAGACUGAUAUAAAACCACAAUGCAUUUCACCCUAUUGGAGCUUUAUCAAGUAGAAUAAAACACAUACCUGCCAGCUUAGCAUAUAUAUAGGCUUCUAAAAUACAACAUUUAGAAUUUUCGUCAUGUGACCGCGAUGAGAUGACUUCAUUAUACAUAGUUAAAAUUAACUUUUAAUCAAAAGGUUAAAAAUAAUACUAAUUUAUUUACAUUAAAUUAUAAAUAAAUUAUACAAUGUCUUUUGUAUAUUGAGCAGUUACUUAGUGAUCUUUAGUCCCUCACUAAACGGUAAAUUCGAACCAAAUACAGUUAUUGCAAAAUUAGUCAAAUUAAACCACAAAUACAGAUUAAAUAUCUGUUAGGGUAUAGAACUUGAUAUAACUAAGGAUGAAACUCCAGUGACCAAGUACCAAAAUAUACAGCUUUAUUGUCUAUAAAGAGUUAUCUAACUGGAGAUGACAUUUCAGUAACAAAGUACAGAGGUUUAAAGUCUUAUAAAUAUGAAAAUAUAGUUAGAUAUCUAGCUAGAGAUAGACUUUCAUUAACUAAGUACAGAGGUCUAAAGCCUUAUACAUAUGAUAAUAUAGAUAAAUAUUUAGCUAUAGAUGCACUUUUAUUAGCUAAGGCUACUUAUAAGCAGGAGAUGAUCCAAAUCCCCAUUAACCGCAGUUAAGUGAGAUCUAUUGAGAGGAUAAGUACAACAGGUAGGGCAGGGAGUAAAGGGAUUUUAUUCUCUUAGUCACACAGUUACUAUCCCACACUAAUGCCUAAUAAGCUGCGUCACAUCAGCAUUACCGUGAUCUAAAUCCUUCCAUAUGAAGAACUCUCCUAACACAUAAAUCGAAACCCCUCACAUCACCCAAAAUCGUAAAACUAAUAAUAAAAGAAAGUUUGCCGCAACCUUUGUGGGGACCUAAAAGUAUUGUCGACCUAACCGAAUCAAGGAGAACGCAUAGCAAUACAGCUUACAAAAGACAUUAUUAUCAUUCACUCUUAUAUCAGUUAAGGUAUCGCAAACGGCCAUAGAAGCAAAAACAUCUAACCAGAAAAAGCAUAAUGCAGCUUCACUGUACUUAAGAUUGGUACUUAUAAAGAUAAUUAUCAAGUACCGUAAGUAUCCAGGAAACAGUGUAGAAAUGUAUUUGUACUUAUUCCUAAACUACUAAUAAACAUUAUUGCUGCAUUUGAAUGAUCUAUCAACUUAAAACAUUGCCAGGAGUGCACCACAUCAGUGUUCAUAAAGAGGAGAUAGGCUAUUAGAAAAUAUAUACAAAUGCCUAGGUAUAAUAAACAUAAGUGCAAAAACAGAAAAAUCACUAUAUGCUUUAAGAACAUAUCUAGCUCUUUAAGGAAAAAUGUCUCCUACAAACACUCAGAGAAUACAGAAAACCAAAAAAACUAAAAUGGAAAAUCAAAUCUGUUUGGAAAAUCACCAAAGUGAAUAUAUAAUAGCAAAUAUACAACAAGUAUACAAUAUAAUCAAUGAACCAGUAAAUCAAAUAGAAUCUGGAAAAAGGAAAUAAAUAUAGUCAGUAUAAUUAGCACAUGGGGGAGGGAUGGGGUUGUAGAAAAAUCCCUAAAAGAGUACAGGAGAUGGUAUACAUUGACAAUCUUCAAAUGGGAGAAGAUCUUCUUUGAAGAUUAUCAAUGUAUACCAAGCAUGUCAAACUCGCAGCCCACAAGGACCAUCUUUGCAGCCCGGUGUUCUAUAAAAUUCCUCUACAUCGUGAAAAUCCCCUACCCUCGUCACUUCCGGUUAGGGGAAUCAGCUGGAUCCUGUGCUGCACAUGCGUGCUAGCACUCCUGCUACUCCUCCACAGCAAGCUCCUGGAAGGUAAGUAAAACUAGUUUUACACUUUCAUUAUAGUUAGUGCAUUCACUAAGCUUAGGCACACGGGACAUUUAGGGUUAAGUGAGGGUUCAAAUUAGGGUUAGGUAAGUGAUUCUAACCUCUCUCACACUCUAUUCUUACCCUAACCCUUGGGGUAAGGGUUAAAAUAAAGUGUGAAAAAUCACAAUUUAGUAAUAUUCCCCUAAUGUGAAAUAUCACUAAAUAUGAACAAGUCCCGAAUCCUAACCCUAAUUUGAACCCUAACAUUAACCCUAAAUGUCCCAUGUCCUAAGCUUAGUGAAUGCACUAACUAUAAUGAAAGUGUAAAACUAGUUUUACUUACCUUCCAGGAGGAGUAGCAGGAGUGCUAGCAAGCAUCUGACGAGAAGUGAGGAGGGUAGGGGAUUUUCACGGGUAGGGAAAUUUGAUAGAACACAGGCGAACCACGAGUACAUGCUGGUGUGAAAGCAGAGUAGGCACUUGCUUUCCCCAUAAUGCAGGUGCCUACUCUGCUAACACUUACCCGGCCGGGGAGGAGGGCCAGCGAGGGAGCUCAGUGAUCCAGUUUCUCACUGCUCCCUCGCGCGCCGUCUGUAGUAAAGCCGGGUGCCGGAAUAUGACAUCAUAUUCCGGCACCCAGCAUCACUAAACUGCGUGCGGGAGCUGUGAGGAGCAGAUAAAAGGACCCCAGAGCAAUAAAGUUAAGUAUGUAUGUGCAAGAAUUUGUAAGUGUGGAUGUGAGUGUCUGUGUGUGUGUGUGUCAGUGAGUGUGUGAGUGCCUGUCAGUGAGUGGUGUGUGUGUGUCUGUCAGUGAGUGUGUGUGUCUGUGUAUGUCUGUCUGUCUGUCAGUGAGUGUGUGUGUCACUGUGUGCGUCUGUCAGUAAGUAUGUGUGUGUCUGUCAGUGAGUGUGUGCAUCUGUCAGUAGGUAUGUGUGUGUGUGUCUGUCAGUAAGUAUGAGUAUGUGUGUGUGUCAGCGGGAGGAUCAGAUUUGGCACAGGGUGGUAGAGGGGGGUGCUGUAGUUUAGUAGACGGGGUGCUGUGGUUUAGUAGAGGGGGAUGCUAUGGGGGGGGGGGUUUAUUUUAAAAAUAAACCUAAAUUUCUAUGAAAAUGCGGCCCACAUAAACUUGAACCUUUGUAUGUGGCCCGUGCCAGACUUUGAGUUUGACAUGCUUGAAGUAUACCAUCUCCUGUACUGUAUUUGAGAGUUAGACAUCCCUGAAUUUGCAUCUAUUUAGUGAGUUUUCUACCACCCCAUCCAGGGACGGCCCAAGACAUUGUCCUGCCUGGGUCCAAGGAUGAAAAGCUUUAUAUUAUAAUAAUCAAAACUAAAAUAAAACUUAAAGGGACACUAUAGUCACCAGAACCACUACAGCUUAAUGUAGUGGUUCUGGUGUAUAUAGCCUGCAGGCUUUUUAAAAAGGAUGUGUUCACAGUGCUGUGUAGGAACACUUCUAGUGGCAGUAAUUCAGAGAGUCACUAGAGGUGCUUCCUAGGUCAACCCCUCCCCCCUCCCCUAAAUCGGUUCAGGUACAGCAAUCAGAGGAUGGUGAGGCUAAAAAGUUAAAUAAAGCAUCGGUAGCCCGACACGCGUUUCGGCGGUAACUCCGCCUUUGUCAAGAGCUAAUAGCCGCCAUUUCUCACAGAGUCUGUUUUUAAGGGGAAAUAGGUCCAACCCUAAAUCAGGUGGGACCAAUCAGGUCACACUGAUGACGGAGGUAUUUUCUUACCCUGGAAGUCAGGAGUUUCGUGCGCAUGCGCGAAUACUUAUAAGUUUGUCGGCAGUUAUGGGGCGCAUAUUCAUGCACUUGCGUAAAUGCUUGUAUGUUAAUCCCGAUGUAAAGAUAUGUGCCAGUAUUACUGUGGAAUGACAGUUAAUACUAGAAGGCAGCAGGGGAUUGAUCAAUUCAAUUAUUGUAGGUUAAUUACCUUAAAUCCUUCAAAGAUACGAGAUGUAAUGUCAUGCUAAGGAUAUCUUGCAAAGCACUCUAUUUAUUAUUUGCUUCUCCAAACUUAUGGGAAGGAUAUAAUUGGGUAUGUACCUUUGCAGACACAUUUAUGUACGUCUAUAUAAGAAUUAAUAACCUCCGUAUAUUUAGGGACUCAUUUAAUGGACCCAAUGUGUAUGAUGUAGCGGAAUGUGUAAAUAUAUACCUCAAUCCAAUAAACAAAUAAAUAAAGGCAAGAUCUAAAAGCUGUAUUACUAUCAAUGCGACUUAGUAUCUAUAAGUUGGUCAGGUGAUCUAAAUGCCCUGACUUCGAAGGGUGUUAUGUAUAUUAUGAUAUUGAAUUUUUCAAAGUUAUAUGUUAAAUUAGAUACUCCAUCAGCUACAUAUGUAAUUGUUGAUUUAAGUUUACCCAUGAGAUCUACAACUCAUAUAGAAAGCUUGGUCACUGAUUAUCAUGAAAUUGAAUAUGAGUGGUAUCCAAUUCCAGAUGAAAUAAGUUUUAAGAAUAGCGGAUAUUGUCAGUCUAAGCAAAUAAAGAAAAAAUAAAUAAAUUAAAAUAAAAUGAUAUGAUCCAAGUAGAUACAGGAGUGGUCACGUGCCAUCAGAGUACUUUCAGACAGGAGACUAAUUCAGAUGUAUUGGAUCUAUUAUAUUAAUGGGGUAAAAGAAAAGCCUUCAUUGAGUCCCUGGGGUUGGAGUGUCUCAACUCUCUGUCUCAAGACUUUGUCAUAGUCGCCUCAUCUCUGAUCCCUUUUGACCAGUUCUAACCCACAAAACCUAAUACCACUAGAGUCGCCUUGAAGAUGUUCCUUGAGGUCUUGGGAAAUGGGUGUUUCAAGUCGAUUUUUAGGGGACCUAACAUGUUCCUUGAUCCUCUCCUUAAAUGCGCGAAAGGUCUUACCCACGUACAGGUCAAUAGAUACACAAGACCCAUCGUAUUACAGUUGACAAAAAUGUAUGAUCUUGUAGGUGAGUUGACCCACACUGUCAAUGACGCUUUCAGGAUGUAUUUACAAGCCACGCAUCUCCCACACCCAUAAGUACCGACCGGGGGAUUACCCAACCAGGUACCCGAUGAGUGUGGUUUGGGAGAGAAAUGGCUAGGGACCAUAAUAUCAUGCAUAUUACGUCCUCUUCUCGCUGUUAAGUCGAUAUGUGGGCCCAGGACUUCCUUCAGGUGUAUAUCGUUAAGCAAAAUCGGCCAGAGUCUCUGAAUAGAAUUCUUGACCUCAUGCCAUCCUGGAUCGUAUGUGGCUAUCAUACGAAUUGAUUUCUGUUCUUGUGUAUCUGUCCUCACAUAGUGAUCUGACAAGAGCUCACUCCUGUCUGCCUCCAAUGCCCUUCUAUAUGCCCUUUUGAGGCAUUUGUUGGGGUAUCCCUUUUCUUUGAACUGCUGUCUCAGUUGUUGGUCCUUUGUUUUGAAGUCGGAGAUGCCACUACAAUUUCUACGUAGCCAUUGUUAUUGCCCCACAGGUAUCCCCUGUUUCAAGGUUCUUGGAUGAAAACUCUCCCAUCGCAUCAGGGAGUUAGAGGCUGAUGGUUUCCUGAAGAGGGUUGUUUGUAGUCUGCCAUCAUCCGUAAUAGAGAUCAUAAGGUCCAGAAAAUUGAGGGAGCGUCCCCCAAAUUCUGAUGUAAACCUAAGAUUGUCACUGUUUACAUUUAGAAGGCAGACCAGAUCAUUGAAUUCUUCUGGGUUACCCUGCCACAUAACUAAGAUAUCAUCGAUAUAUCAACGCCACAGAUGAAUUUUGGGAUGGUAUUGUGCCAUAGUCGAAAGGGUCUUUAUUCGUUGUUCCCACCAACCCAAGUGGAGAUUAGCAUAUGAGGGGGCACAGGCAGUCCCCAUUGCUGUCAAUCUCACUUGGUGGUAGAAUUUUUUGUUAAACAGAAAAUAGUUUUGUGUCAGGAUAAACCCCAGAAGUCUCACAGUGAAUGCAGUGUGUGCAUCGUGUUCAUCAACUGUUAGGUCAAGGAAAAACUUCACAUGCUCAAUGCCUCUGUCAUGAGGGAUUAAUGAAUAUAGGGAUUCAACGUCCAGACUGCAUAAGUGGGCUAUGUUCAUGAUCUUCAGAUUAGUGAUGAAGUUAGGGGCUUGCUUGGUGUCCCUGAUAUAUGACGGGAGUUGUUCAACAAAUGGUCUCAGGAUUUUGUCAAUAUAGAGACUGCCAUUCUGGGUGAGAUUCUCCACCCCUGAUACUCAGGGACGUUUUAGCCACGAAGCAAACAAGGCAUUUGUGUUGGGCGGCAAAAAAAGCCGCCCCCAAAUGCCCAGGCAAAUGUCUUGUUAGCCUUGCAGCUAACUGACAAGACGGGCAGGCGGCGCUGGCGAGGGAGCACUUUUCCCUGAGCGCUCUGCUCAGCUCCCUCGCGCGCCGCAGAGUGAUGCUGGGAGCCGGAAUAUGACGCCAGCGCCGACCGCCCAGCAGCCUCACUAGACCCCAGGGAGAGGGAGAACCCCUCCCAGCAUUCCCAAAAGUAAGGAUUAAAUUAAGGGGGUUAAAUUAAAAAAAAAAAAAAAGUGAGUGUGUUAAUGUGAGUGUGUGUGUGUGUGUAUGUAUGUCUGUUAGUGUGUGUGUGUGUGUCUGUUAGUGAGUGUGAGUGUGUUUGCCUGUUAGUGUGUAUGUGUGUCAGUGAGUGAGUGUGUAUCUGUUAGUGAGUGUGUGUCUGUUAUUGUGUGUGUGUUUCUGUUAGCUAGUGUAUGCGUAUCUGUCAGUGAAUGUGUGUGUGUAUUUAGAAGGCGUGGCAGGGGGGAAGGGCUGGGGGGGGUGGCGUGUGGGGGGGAGGCGCCUGAGUUUUGUCCUGCCAAGGGCAGCACAAAACCAGGAUACACCCCUGCUGAUACUAUAGGGCGUCCUGGAGGGUCCUCCAGGUUUUUGUGUACCUUUGGAACAGUGAUAGACCACAUAUAACUACUGAUAAAUAUAGCAUUGUGAAAAUGCAUUCUUGACUUAAUGUUAUAAGGGUUAGCCCUUUAUUAUUAGAAGUUGCUGGAUGUUCCCCUAAGAGAUAUUGUGAAACUCGAUUUUGCAUUUUAUUUUGAUAACACACACAAACUGCUAAAGUCACACAUAAACUGUCUCAUUCACAGACAAACACACUACAUAAUAUAUAAACACUAUAUAAUACAGACACACACUGUAUUACAUACAUACACUGUAUAAUACACACACACACUUUAUAUAAUACAUACUGUGAUAUAGUGAAGACAAAUAGGCCUAUAACAUUUAACCCCAGGGGGAGUUUAGUUAUGGGCCCCUGGGGUGAAGCACUCCGCAGUUUACAUAUUACUAGGAGAAAUAAUGUCCAGGCCAGAGUUUUAAACUGUCUCCAACCCACUGCUCAGCUGCAGAUAAUCAGCUGCAGCAGUGGGAACAAACCCCUCCCUGCUUGGCAGGUAAAGGGGGAUUGCUGACUUCCUCUCUGGAAGCAGGUAGGAGAGACACUGUUAUCUCCUGUGAGAGAGUCAAGGAGACUGAGCACUGGGAGUGCAGAAGGAAAGCAGUUAAUGCUGGUUUGUAGCACUGGGAGUGCAGAAGGAAAGCAGUUAAGGCUGGCUUGGAGCACUGGUAGUGCAGAAGGAAAGCAGUUAAGGCUGGCUCGGAGCACUGGGCGUGCAGAAAGGAAAGCAGCAGGCUAGCUAAGUGCACUGGAGUGCAGAAAGGAGAGCAGAGUGUUGCUAUCUCAGAGUGUUGCUAUCUAAUAAGGUUGGUGCAACCCAAUGAUAAGUUUUGUUAGUUUAACCCUGAUAGAGAGGGGUAGUAAAAGUGAGUCAGUGCUCAGAUGAGCUUGGUUUUUGUUUAAAGGAGAAACCUGUUAUAUUUAUGUUUCUUUAGUUGUGUUGCUGUCUCCUGUGUGGACUUGCCAAUAAAGUGCCUGGACUAUAUGAAAAUAAAAGGACUGUGCCUGUUGUUUACCCUGGAGGACCAUGCUAUCUGCAAACAAGGAUCACAAUACAUACACUAUAUAAUACAUACAUACUGUACACUAUAUAAUACAUACAUAUAUACACUGUAUAAGACAUAUACACACAAAAUAAUAUAUACACACACACAGCAAGCAGCGCUCCCUCCUCCCUUACUUACUCUGUGGCUGGAAGCACAGAAGGGAGCACAUUAUAGGUACUGGGCAAAAGUGUAGUGCAGUUCAUUGUCCAGGUACAGGGCAUGGGGUGGCAGCUCCUAAAAUUUGCCCCCUUACGUGGUCCUGAACUUCAGAAGGCAUGGGCUGUCCACAUCCUGCCCGCUCCUCACUCAAACUCCACCCAUGUGUGCUCAUGUGGGGGCGCUCCAGACAGGCAGUAAAGCUGCUAAAAGUGCCGCCCCUACCUAACUGAAGUGGCAACAUAGAAAUCAGACUUUAGCCUUUGAGAGUAGUGUGAUAGAUACACAAUAUAAGGACAUGCAGGGGUGGCAAAAUGCCGCCCCUGUCAAAGUGCCGUCUGCAGCCAUGGUCCCACUGGGACCUAUGGACUGUUGCACCCUACUACAACAAUGUGCGUGACGUAGUUGUGGUGGUGAAAGGGUUAAAGCUCACUAUUUGUCUGCACUAGACCGGAAAUAAUGACAAAAUUCCCCUUUUAAAACCACCCACACUUAAACAUCAUAAUAUAACUAUUACUAUUUUAUCGCUGCCACAGCCAAGAAUUUAUAAAUGGGGUGCCUUGGUCCCCCAGGUAAAUCAAUGAUAAAACCCACCAAAUAUUACUUAGCACAAUAUUUAAGGAAGUGCAAAAAUACUAAUUAGUGUCUUCAGGUAAUGUGAUUCUUAACCAGACAAAGGCAGAACUUAAUAAAUGAAUGUUUAUUAUGAGCAACAAAUAGUCACAGUGCAUACAAAAAUAUAUGAUAAACCAAUUAUUUACACCAACAACAGCUAAAAACAAAAAGGAUAAAAUACAGAAGUCCUAAUUACUUAGGUUUUCAAAGUACAACUUCUACCCAGGGGGUCUCUGGCAAGAAAGCAUGAUGGUGACUCACUCACACAAAAUUACAUCUUGGCCCCAAGCAAGUACACCAACACCCCUUCAAAUCAUUGGAUACAUACCCUGUGGAUUAUCAAGUCUUGCCCAGGGUGGCGUUAAGGCGUACUUAUAGAAAUAAUAAGUGACCACCUCCUUUGUUCCAGACCAACCUAAAUCCAAAUGGAAACAUUUGGCUCUAUCAUUUUCUCUUAUGUGCCUGCCACAUAAAUAAUAAUUGCAUCUACAAUUUUUUUAUUUUCCCAUUCCAUGUUGCAGCCCCCACCCAUGAUCCAAUAGGACGGACAUCAAAAUUCCUUCCCCUAUGGUCAAGUCAGGCCACUCAUAUUUGGGCUUGUUUAGAGGAUGGGGCUUGUCACAUUCCAAAUAUAACAAAAAUGAGGCUUAAUUAUUAUUCUCUGGGGUACAUAUUAAUGUUUAUUUUGGAUAUACUUGAACACAAGGCUAAUGAUCAUUAACAUAUCAAAGAAAUCCCCUCAUCAAUUACAAGGUACAUGCCAAAUGGAUGAAGAGACAUUCAGACUUUUUCCAAGUGUAGAACCUCACACCUUGCAGAGCCUUGAGUAAUUCACAUCCAUAUGGUAAAAUCCUUUUCACAUUGCUAUGCCAUUAAUACUACCCCUUCUGUCAUCUGACCUCUGUGGGGGUCCCAGCUUCAAAAGAUUUAACCCCUUUUGACCUCAGUACCAUCUCCUCCAGGCCAGCAGGUCCUUAAUGUACUACACAAAUUCCAUUAAUGGACAAUAUUCCAUAGUGUAAUAAUAAAUUAUGCACCCUUGCCGUGACACCCCCUUGUGCUAAUUAUACUGCACUAUAUUUCUUUUCCUUUUUCCAGAUUCUGUUUGAUUUACUGGUUCUUUGAUUACAUUGUAUAUAGGUUGUAUAUUUGCUAUGAUAUAUUUACUUUGGUGAUUUUCCAAAAGUAUUUGUUUUUCCCUUUUUUCUUUUUUCUUUUUUAAAUAAUAAAUACCUCCCACACCGAAACAGCCAAGAGUUUGGGAGCAUAAUACACCUUAAUGAAUCACGAAUUGUCCAAAACUAGUUAAUACAUGCAGAGAGUAUAAUAUAGUAUCCUCCAUGUAACAUAUUAUUAUUAAGAUAAAUACUGUCCUCCAUACAGUAUGAUUUAUUAAGAAAAACUAAUACCAACUUCAACCUAUAAUAGUUGUGUUAAUAAAGUUCUCUUUAAAACUAAGUGGUGACAUCAUACUACAUAGGUGGUGAGAAGUGCCCACGAUUAAAGUUGAUAAACACUUAACAUCCCACCAUGGAAAAAGCCCAAAACUUGAGAACAUAGUAAUUCACCUCUAAAUAAAGGUACAACACUUUCUUUCAAUAGAAGUGAUCAAAUAAUCAAUAUACCCAAUGUCCCAAAAAUGAGUUAAAUAAACAAGGUAAGAAAAUCCUUCAUUGAGCCCUCUUGGAUUGAGGGUUUUCAAUUUGUAGAUCCAAUGGCAAUCACGCUGUCUUAAAAAUGUGUCAGUCACCUCCGCUUGCUUUGGUCACUUUUUACAAGUUCCAGCCCACAGAAGCACAAUCUGUUGGCACGUCCAGAGUGAUAGGCUUUAAGAUGUCUAGGUAUUGGUAGUGUUCUUGACAGAUCUAACACACUCCUUGAUAUGCUCUUUUAUGGAUCACAAUUAAUGUGAUAUAAUAUGGAGUUUUAGACUUUCUCUCCUCUCCCAACUUUAGGAAAUCUACCUCCAUACACUGUCAAAAGGCCUUAUAUACAUUCACCAUGGAUAGGAUCUCUUCAAACACAUAUAAAGAAAUACAUAAUUUUCAGGGGGGAAAGUCUAUACAUUGUAAUUUGAGUGAGUCAAACUAUGGAGAUACCAAGCUACAUACAGAAUGAUUCUAAAUAUUUUUUAGAUUCCAGAUAUGUUAUCAUCGGAAAAACGCAGAUCGCAUUAACAAUAUGUUUUUGUCUCCUAGUUCUCUAGAAAAUGUUCACAUGCUGCAUAUUCCAACCACAGAUUCCAAUGAUUCAGACCUUCUUCAGUUUUUUCCCAAUGUGUGCACGUUUAUAGGUAAGCUAUUCUUCUAGAUGAAUGAAACAUUUUAACAUUGUACAACAGUAUUUAGGUUUAAUUUAACAUAUGUAUAAAGGGAAUCUCACACCUAUUUAGCUACUGGCCAGGACAGAAGACACGCAACAAGAAGGUACAUAACAAGCAUUUUGAUAUUUUUUUUAAGAGGAUGGUGUGCCAAUAUGGGUGUGAAUGCAGGGAUAUCUUUCUGUAGAGGGUUGGUGACUGAAAGGGUGCAUAUGAAAGGUAUUACUGUGCAUGAAUGAACACAUUCAUGGGUGUGGGUGACUGCCUGAGUGCAUAGGUUUGUGUGUUGUGUAUAUUCAGUUUCUCUUGCAAUAUUACUGGUUGUCUUCCAACAUAUUGAAAGUUACAUUUGAAGGAUUGAGAUUAGUGGUAUGUCACUGCUCCUUAUAUCUAAAUAUCACUGCCCCUUUUCUCUAAUUUUUCACUACCCCACUUCCCCUACUAGGUGAAUUGUAGAUGUUUUCACAUGAAAUCUAUUCCUAUAUAUUUACAUAUUUGUUGUUCUAGCAUCCCUUCAUUUGUGCGCCUCCUUCCCAUUGUCACUGCCAUCUUCCAUUUCUGACUGACCCCUUUCCCUGAAUGUCCCUACUAUCUUUCACUUGUAACUGUCCUAUUUUCUUAAUUGCCCCUGCCCCCUUUCUGGCAACUUACACUGUAGUUAUACAGAGUGUCGGGUAUGACAUCAUGUAUUGCUACAUUGCGAGCCACGGGGAAGUUGUGCAUGUCGGUAAAAGAUAAAGUUUAUCCUUGCAUGGUUGCAGUUCAUGUCCAUGGCAGAAGCCUCCAGACCUACAGCUGAAUUACCUCCUACCUAGCUGACACGUUACACUAUGUGGCUAUGGGUGUUUCUCUCACACCAACUCAAUUUCCAUUUUCCAUGUGCAAAAAGAAAAGUGGAAAUUUUUUUUAAAUAUGUUUUUAUUUCACAGGAAUAGUCAUAGCAUACAUACAGCAUAGUGAUGUUGUGGUGCCUACACAGAGGCUUAGUGUGUUGUGCAUCAGGUGAGGUCGUUUACAGGUUAUUCAUCAAGUGUGACAGAAGCAGUAGUAGGCUGUUCACCGUAUCUAAGUGACCAUUCUGCACAGAUUUGUGGUUACGGGUAAAGCUUAGACGUAUGCUGAGUAUAGAAAGCGUUAUCAUGGCUCAGUGAUAACAAGUGUAUGUGCCGGGUUUGUAAGACUGUUAUGUCAUUUCAUUGUUCAAUAUUGGUGACGCAUCUGCUUAUAAUUGGGUCAAGCCACGUGGGGUUGCCGCUUUCGUGGUGGUGUUGGAAUAAGCGUGGUAUGGUAGUUGAAAGUCUAUGUGCCCGUGUUGGCUAGUAUAUAGGUAUGUAUCUGAUUGCACUGCAUGUGUAUUGUAGGGUAUGUCCACCGUCAGGUGGGAUUGUGGGUGGCGCGGGCUUAGAGGUCGGCCGCGUGUCCUAGUAUAGUGGUAGGUGGUUUUUGGGUGUGUGCGCUUGUCCUAUUCGUAUGAUUAGUAACCGGCAGGGAUCUCGUCUAUGUUCGUACGUGUAGGUGUAUGUGUGGGUUCCUUUUAGAGUGUGUUUGUGUGUAACGAGGUUCAGGGGAAAAAGAGACAGAGGAAAAAUAAGAGAAAGGAGAAGAAGGAAAAAAACCAAAAGGGGGCGUUGGGGUAGAUAGAGGAGGGGGUAGAAGAGUGGAAAUUUUUAACUUUGACUUUAUGAAUAAUUAUUGUUAUUGAUGUAUCUUAUUAUACAGAUUCACAGAAAAAUUCUGCAGUUCUAGUAGUUUCGGAUCUGGGUAUCAGCCGCAGCAGUACUGUGCUGAUUGCAUACCUAAUGCAUUACAGAAAGUGCACGUUGAAGGUAAUUUCUAAAUGUUUAUACUGUCUGCCAGCACUGAAGACCAAAGUUUUGUUACACAUUAGCAACAGUUUUUAUUUUAACAGGUAUUUCAAUAUAUACCUCUUAUUAUGUACUUUUCUGAAACUUUUAUAUUGAUCUAUUUAUCAAGCUGUCUAUUUGCUGGUGAAAUACACAAUAUCUGAUGCGACAAUAUAUUUAUAAAACAAAAUCUUUUUUUUUUUUCUUCAAUACCUCUCCCCCAUUCUCUCACAUCAAAAUAAAUCUGCUGUAUUUUCAGUUUAGCUAUUUCUUACACAUAUCCUGCAAAGUGAGUUAUUUUUUAUUUAUUUUUUUCUCCCUUUGAGGAGGACUUGCAGCUGGGACAAUAUGUAAGGUGGCUUUACUGGAACCAGUGUUAAUUUUGUCGAUUAACGAUUUUAGUUGACUUAACAUUUUGAGAAUUGGCGACUACAACAAGACUAAGACUAAAACAUUUCAGAUGACUAAAAUACGACUAAAACUAAAAUGGCUUUUUAAACUAAAUUUUAGACUUUAAUGACUAAAACUAAAUAGAAAUUUCCUGCUUACAGGUAAGACACAUGGGGGAGGGAGGAGAGGAAAUGAGACACAUGGGGGCUGAAGGAAUGAGACACAUGGUGGGCUGAGUUAUUGAGACACAUGGGGUGCUGGGAGAAUGAGACACAUGGGGUGCUGGGAGAAUGAGUCACAUGAGGGUGCUGGGAGGAUGAGUCACAUGAGGGUGCUGGGAGGAUGAGUCACAUGAGGGUGCUGGGAGGAUGAGUCACAUGAGGGUGCUGGGAGAAUGAGACACAUGAGGGUGCUGGGAGAAUGAGACACAUGAGGGUGCUGGGAGAAUGAGACACAUGAGGGGGCUGGGUGAAUGAGACACAUGAGGGGGCUGGGGGAAUGAAGCACAUGGAGGCUGGGAGAAUGAGACACAUGGACUGGGGGGAAUGAACACAUGGACGGGCUUAGGGGGAAUGAAACACAUGGAGGGGUUGGGGAAAGAAUUGAGACACAGGCUGGCUGGGGGAAAGAUACACUUGGGGCAGAUGAGAUGGCUGGGGGACACACAAUGUGACAUAGAGGGGCUGGGGAAAAAAGAGACAAGGGGCUGGGGGGAAGAGACCCUCAGCUGGGGCUAUGGAGAGAAGGAGCCACACAGAGGGGCUGGGAGGGGGCCAAAGAGCCACAGAGGGGCUGUGGAAGGGGCAAAAGAGAGAGACAAGGGUUUGGGGUGGAGACACCCAGACAGGCUGGAAGGACACAGAGGGACUUUGGAAGGGGCAAAUGAGACAGACCGGGGCUUGGGAGAAAGACACCCAGAGGGGCUAGGGGGGCACAAAGAGACACCGAGGGGCUGGGGAAAGGGCAAAAGAGACAGAUAGAGGCUUUAAAUAAACCCAUUAGAUUUUAGUUGUGUCGACCAAAAUCUACUGGAGAUUUAGUAGACUAAAAUGAAAACAAUUCAGAUAACCAAAAUACGACUAAAACUAAAGUGGCCUAUUAGUCAAAAGACUAUGACUAAAACUAAAUUGAAAUUUUCUGCCAAAAUAAUACUGACUGGAACUCACUGUACACAGCCUGUACUUGUUUUCUCAAUAUAUAUAUAUAUUCUGGAAUAUAUAUUAUAUUCCAAUAAUCCAGCGUAAUUGUAGCUUCCAACAAAAAACAUUGCAUUAAUCUGUGGGAUUCUCUUUUAGGAGGCAUGGGAAGAUGUCCUGAAGUGCAAAAUGAACAUGAGGCCAAACCGAGGAUUUGUGGUGCAGCUAUCAGAGUGGGAAAAAACUAUCAUGGGUCAUCACAUUACAGACAUAUCAGACCCUAAAUUUUGAUCUUCAAAGAUUCCUGCUUAAAGAAAAUAUAUUUACUGGGCCUGCUCACCUGAUCAAGAUAAUGGAAAAAUAAUAUAACAAUGGGCAUGAUUAAAGUCUUUUGCUAAAACAUUGAUUUUUUUUUUGCGAAUGUAGUGCAGUAUAAGCUACAAUUUUGUUGUAGCAGUUCUGUAUAUCCCCAUUGUUUUUGAAUACAAAAGGAAAUCAUGACUAAUGUCUGUUUUCACCAAGCAUUUGGUGAUUAUAUAUAAAUAUAAUAACAAAUAUAUUCAAUUCAGAAUCCAAAACAUUGCCACAUUGUGAAUCGGAAAUCCUUGUGGAAUACACUAGCAUUUUCAUAUUUGUAAUUUAAUGCUUUUUUUUUAUAACAGUUUGAAUGUAUGGUCGCAUUUAUAUUUUUUAGCAGCUCCUAUUACUUUUUUUUUCUCCAUAACUGUUUAUUUACAGGUGAUACUCGAAAAAUUAGAAUAUCGGGUUAGGCUAGGCCAGGCUGUGUAUUUAUUCAAAGCUUAACCCCUAAGGACCAAACUUCUGGAAUAAAAGGGAAUCAUGACAUGUCACACAUGUCAUGUGUCCUUAAGGGGUUAAAGGGCUUACAACCUUAAUUUUCAUAACGAUAAACAUGUAACAUAAACUUUUAACCUACUAAUACUUUAUUAACCACCAAAUUGCCAGUCAGUCUUCGAUGACCAGACUGCCUUUUAUUUAAAACCAUCUACUAACAUAUCCUUCCUCAGAACUUGAACCUGAGGAUGACUUUUGCCCCCUUGCUAUAUAAAACCCAACAAUUAAAUUAAAGGGAGGGCGGGAUUCCGUCUGCACCGCUCCUGCCUCAAUAACCACUGACAGGAUUGCAUUUGCACUGAUGCAUGUUAUUCUAUCCCAGUUUCCUGUGCUUUUGGCGCUAGCAAUCUUCACCCAAUCCCAAGCCAGCUCCAGUCCCAGAAACAGCAGUGUCGCCACUUCUCCCUAGUAGAUACCUGUCUAACUGCCCAACUGCCAAAAUUUAAAAAACUUCCCUGGAUUUUCUUUAUCCAUGACUACAAGACUAUUUAAUUAGGGAUUAUUCUACCUUACAGUGAACGAAUAAUCUAAAUUUUAUUAAAGACAGGAGGCGAAUAUUUGCUUAUCUUUCUUUACUGAAACUCCCAGCAGCAAAGAAGUAGUUAACAAAGUUGUAAAAAAUUCAACCAAUCAUAACACAUCAUAGAACAAUAUAGUGCCAUCAGACUUCUCCCACUUCCUCUUUCUUGGUGGUGCCGAUCAGUAGUAGAAUCAACCAUGUAAACUGGAAACAUUCUGGAACCGUAACUCAGGUGUAACGCAAUGAAGUCAACCAUGUAAACGUGUUGUCGAGUAGAACAACGUGAGAUUUUCACACUAGGAGAGAAGAAAAACUUUGUGAAAGUAUGGUCUCUUAGACAAGAGAAAAAACAUACGUAUGCACUUUAAAGUGAUAGCUCAGAUUAUCUGGUAGGAUUUAAAGAUCAUAAUGGUACAAUGCGAUGUAGGACUAGAUCUUACUAGGCUAACAAAAUCGUAUACCUACAACAAUCAAAUUGCAAGAGAGUGUACAAUGCAAUAACAGUAAAAAAGGAGACUAAGGGUGGGUUCCAGAGUGAACGAAGGGAGGGAAAAUAUUCGCCUCCUGUCUUUAAUAAAAUUUAGAUUAUUCGUUCACUGUAAACUAGAAUAAUACCUAAUUUUAUGGCAAGACAGGAGGCUUCAUAUUUGCUGUUUUAACGCUCUUGGAUAAAGGAACAAGCCACAGGUGAUGUAGGUUUAAAAUAAAAAGUUUGAAAGGUACCGUAUAUACUCGAGUAUAAGCCGACCCGAAUAUAAGCCGAGGCCCCUAAUUUUACCCCAAAAACUGGGAAAACUUAUUGACUCGAGUAUAAGACUAGGGUGGGAAAUGCAGCAGCUACUGGUAAAUUUCUAAAUAAAAUUAGAUCCUAAAAAAAUUAUAUUAAUUGAAUAUUUAUUUACAGUGUGUGUAUAUGAUGAAUGCAGUGUGUGUGUGUAUGAG
Molecule: messenger RNA, 28056 nt
Organism: Pelobates cultripes (western spadefoot toad)
Lineage: Eukaryota; Metazoa; Chordata; Amphibia; Anura; Pelobatidae
Source: the annotation of a GenBank genome assembly